Molecule: messenger RNA, 1738 nt
Organism: Ricinus communis (castor bean)
Lineage: Eukaryota; Viridiplantae; Streptophyta; Magnoliopsida; Malpighiales; Euphorbiaceae
Exons: 4
Coding region: 162-1661 (499 amino acids)
Source: RefSeq, a predicted model, not a curated record
AACAAAAUUUCUAACCAAACUCUAAAUCCGUCAAAGCCUAAAUGUAUGGAGAAGAAUCCAUCUCCAUUAACAAAACUUGGUCUUCUUCGAGAUAUUCUACGUACUCCUAGGAACUAACAUCUCCUUUCACAUCCACAUACCCAGAAACCUUUUCCCCGUAUAUGUGUGUUGUGUGCAACUGGUUUAUACUGAUGAAGAAGAUGAAGCUCCGUAGAUUUUUUUGUGUACUUAUAGGACUUUAUAUUCUUGAAUUGUUUGUGGUGGCCGGAGCCGGCCAAGAUGAUUACAUAUCAGCCAUUGGUGAUCCUGGGAUGAAAAGAGAUGAUCUUAGGGUGGCAAUUGAGGCAUGGAACCAAUGCAAUGAGGUUAAUAAAGAAAUUCCUGGCAUGGGAAGUCCUAGGAUGGCAGAUUGCUUUGAUAUUGAUCAUUCAACAUUCCCAAUCACGUUAAUGCACAAGGUACAUAACAAAGACAACAAACUUGGUCUACUGAAUGAUCCAUCCGGAAUGAUAAGUGCCAGUGAUGUAGAUCUCUAUGCAGCAGAAAAGGAGAUAUAUUUGGGUGACAAAUGCCAAGUACAGGAUGAUCCAAGGCCAUGGCAGUUUUGGAUGAUCAUGCUCAAAAGUGGGAACAUGGAUACUACGGCAGCAAUCUGCCCGGAAAACGGCAAGAAAUCGGUCCCCUUUCCGCCGGAACCUAGGUUUCCGUGCUUCGGAGAAGGCUGCAUGAACAUGCCCUUGAUAGACCAUGAGUAUACACAUGUUGAAGGACAGAAUAACAGUACGCUGAAAGGGAGUUUCCAUGGGACUUGGGAUUUAAAUGCUAAUGACAAUGGCACUUCUUAUUUCAAUGUCACUUGGGUAAAGGAGAUUGGAAAAGGAAGUUGGGUUUUUCAUCAUUUCCUGCAAACUUCAUCAAAUUAUCCAUGGUUGAUGCUGUACUUAAGAUCCGAUGCUACAAGUGGGUUCUCUGGCGGAUACCAUUACCAGACUAGAGGGAUGUCAAAAAUUGUUCCAAAGUCACCUGAUUUCAAAGUAAGAUUCAGACUAGAAGUAAAGCAAGGAGGUGGUAACCAUAGCCAGUUCUACCUAAUGGACAUGGGAGGAUGCUGGAAAAACAAUGGAAAACCUUGCGAUGGGGAUGUGACAACAGAUGUUACUAGAUAUAGUGAGAUGAUCAUAAACCCUGAAACAGAAGCAUGGUGCAAACCUAAUGAUCUGAAACUCUGCCCCCCUUAUCACACCUUUCCUAAUGGAACUAAAGUCCACCGGACUGACACAGACAACUAUCCUUAUGACGCUUACCACCUGUGGUGUGCACCAGGCAAUGCCAUGUUCCUUGAACAGCCAUAUAGUGCAUGUGAUGCAUAUAGCAAUCCUCAACCGCAAGAGAUAUUGCAAAUUCUUCCUCAUCCUGCUUGGGGUGAAUAUGGUUAUCCUACAAACAAGGGUCAGGGUUGGGUAGGAGAUCCAAGAUCUUGGGAACUUGAUGUUGGUAGGCUUUCUCAGUCACUAUACUUUUACCAGGAUCCUGGAACUGAACCUGCAGAGAGACAUUGGCCAUCAAUAGAUUUGGGAACAGAGAUAUACAUCAGCAGUGAUCAAGUUGCAGAAUGGAUUGUUACUGACUUUGACAUUAUUCUUCCAAAAGAACCUCAAUAAUAACCUUUUUAUUUUUAUUUUUUCUUUAGCAAUCAUUCAAAUACUUAUAAUAAGGUUUUACUUUCCUUGACGUGUUA